GUUGUCAUCAUGCCUUUACAGCCGCCUCUGGCGUCUUCAUCGAGUAUGUGAACACACGGGCAACCAACGGCCAGACAGCGGUGUUCAUGGCCGCAGCCGAGGGCCACACGGACGUCGUGAAGCUCCUUGCGACCGCCCGCGCGAACAUAAACGUCAAGGACGCAUCAGGCCUCACGCCGCUCCUCGCCGCCGUUUCAAACGAUAAACCAGCGACGGCCAUGGCGCUCAUUAGAAAGGGGGGAGCAGUCCAUGUAACAGAUGCCUCUGGGCAGUCUUGCCUUCACCUUGCCUCCGCUCAGGGCUCUAUUGUGCUAGUUUCCAUGCUGUUACGCUUUGGUGCGCUCAACCGUCGCAACGUGGAACAGAAGACGGCCUUAUAUCUAGCAGCUGAGCACGGUCACCACAAAUGUCUGGAGAUGUUGGCCGCUGCAGGCGCAAACGUUGAGAUCCAAGCGACGGACGGCAGCACUGCCCUGAUAGCCGCCACGGAGGCUCAGUCGGAGCCAUGUGUCGAUGCGCUGCUGAAACACGGAGCCGAUCCAAAUGUGGUAUGCCGCGAAUACUGGCCUCCGCUCGCCAUCCAUGCUGCCGCUGGGGGGGGCAACAUCAACAUCCUGCGGCGGCUGGCGGCGGUGACGCGGCGGAGGCUGGGCAGCAGGGGGGUGGUGAGCCCCUUGUUCUUUGCGCUGGAGAAGCCCGAGAUGCUGGAGGUCCUGCUGAAGGAGGGCUUCAGCCCCGAUGCCGGCCGGGCAGACUGGGAUUGCGAGGACGAUUACGACGCAGAUUCCCCGCUGGGCCAGGUCCUGUACCACAUGGUGAACGAACCAGCGUUGAAUCAUAGUCGGUGCAUGAGCCUCCUGAUGCAGGCGGGGGCGCCCCUGACGGAGGAGUGCUGGCUGCUGAGUCUAUCGGACCCGUGCGUGCUGGACCUGCUGCUGGCCCAGAGGUGUGAGGACCAGGGGAAGGGCCCCGGGGCCCGCCCCCUGCUGUCCGGCGAGGAGCUGGACAUGCUCGUGAGCGUGGCAGAGGAGGACGCCACGGAGGCGGGCUCCUGGCUCCCGGCCCUGCUGGAGAGCGGGCUGGACCCCAACGCUCUGCUGGAGCCCGCCUUUCUGGAGGAAGCCCCCAGCGAGGCGCUCACCUACCUCCUAGAGAUGGUGGACCGGUCCACUCUGGGCCGGCUGCUGAGAGACGUCCUGGAGCAGCGGCAGAAGAUGAAGACCUGGACGCCUCCCGCUCACCUCGAGUGGGUUCCCUCGCUCUUCCACCUGUGUCGGGUGCGGCUGCGGGCCCACCUGGGUCCAGACGUGCUGAUGAGGAGCCCGGCGGUGACCCAGCUGCCCGUUCCUCUUCUUCUCCACGACCACCUGCUGUUUGCAGACAUCAAAGCACCAGGGGACCCCCACUCAGGAUCACCGUCCGACUAAAAACUGGUUCGGUCCGGUUUGGUUAUCCGAUCGAUGGACAUUUUGCAAGUGUAUUUAUCGUGUAGUUUGGUUUGUGUAUACAGUUUUAAAAUGGCUUCUUGUUCAUCUUGUAUCUUAAGAAGUGUUUGAUAAUUAUUUAUUAAAAAGAAAACGUUCUGCCUCAAGAAAAUGUAAAAGUGAAUUCCGGCGGAAAUCGAACCCAUGGGUCUUUAUCGGCUCGAAACCCCAUAAAAUAAGCCCUCCAGACACUUUUUCUUCGUUGAUAAUCGAAUAUACAGCUUGCCCAAAGUUGCCCGGAGCAAUGUAACCGCCGGCAAUAGAGGGCGCUAGGGCGCCGCCCCUCCGUGAAACAUUCACUUGAAUUUAUCUGCCAACUAUGAAUCAACUAUUAUAAAUACAAAAUAAACCAACAAAAAUACAUAGCGUUUAUCCUCGUUUAAUUGUGUGAUAGACCGUACUUGCCACUGCCAGCAACCAUUUAUAUGCGUCUGAACGUCAAUGAUUUGGGCUAGGCUAGCUAUUGGUCAUUCAAAAUAAAGCCCUCCUCCAAGUCAGGGCGUCGGCCACGUUGAGGUCAAUGUAAGCUCAGAAAUGUUUAGCUGUCUAUCAAGCAGAGACAGCUUUUCAUUGGUGCAAGAAAAUUCGCCCUCGGGUCGCACCAGUGUGCGCCCCAGGCCAAUGGUAUCUGUAAGUGCCAUUUUGCCAUAUUGUAAUUUAGACUUAGAUAUUAUUAGGAUUUAGAUAUUAUAUAUUUAGAUUAAUAUUUAGUGAUUGUUUAUUAAUUAUAUUGAUUAACUAAUUGUUUUGCAUAGUUUUGCAUUUUAGUUUAAUAACUGUUUAGUGCACUUGUUUUCAUUGCUUAUAAUUAUUAGAGAUGCAUAGGACAUUGGUUGCUAUAGAGGGUUCUGUUAUGCCGUAGCAUUGAGGGAGAGUAAAACUGCGGGUUUUGUAUCAUUGUGGCAUUUAGUAAAGACGGAGCAAACGCACUGUUUUUCUACCGUCGUUUCAACAGUAAACACGCAUAGA
Messenger RNA from Gadus macrocephalus (Pacific cod), 2453 nucleotides. RefSeq names its product ankyrin repeat and SOCS box protein 3-like. The transcript is spliced from 8 exons. The record is from RefSeq and is a predicted model, not a curated record. Gene Ontology annotation, molecular function: protein binding. Gene Ontology annotation, biological process: intracellular signal transduction. Lineage: Eukaryota; Metazoa; Chordata; Actinopteri; Gadiformes; Gadidae. Bases 87 to 1427 code for a protein of 446 amino acids.